GUUUUUCUGGAGGGUUUGCGUUCCGGGCCGGCCUUCCUUCCUUCCUUCCUUCCCGUGAAUUGGCCUGGCCUGGCCUGGGGGCCCUUUCUUCUUCCCUCGUCUCCGCCGCCACCGACCGACUCGACCACACAUCUCCUCUCUCUCUCUUCUUUACUGGGAUGGGAUGGGAAUAUGGGAUGGGAUGGAAUUGGAAGCUUGCUCUCCUAAUCUUCUAGCAGUAUUCUUCUGCUCGGGGUAUGUACAAGACGACAAGACAAGACAAGACUAGAGAAGAGGACCAAUGGAGCUCUCGAGGAUCCAAACCCUCCUCCGCCCCCUCCUCCGCCGCCGCCUCCCGGCCCGCUCCAGAACCUUCCAAACCCUAGCCCACUCCCCACCCCGCCCGCGCCGCCUCCCUCCCCACCAUCCCAUUCCCUCUCCUCAUCGCGCCCCGCUCAUCCUCCUCCGCCCCUUCGCCUCCGUCUCCCCGGCCCCGGCCCCGGCCCCCGGGAGUCACCACCUCGACUGCAAGGACCACGGGCCCCCGCCUGCGCCCUUGCCGCCGCCCGAGGACCUAACCUCCGACGACGAGGCCUACUACCACGAGCAUCUGCUUGAGGUCGCGCAGGAGGAGCAGACCCGGGUCGUCCCCGUCAAGGCAUUCUUCCUCUGCACCAGUAUCGACCUGAGGAGCCUCCAGUCCCAGAAUUCGUUCAAUGUUAUCCCACCCACAUCGCGUGCCACCAACUACGUCGUCCUCAGAUACUACGAUGUCAAGGGAGACCCCGAGGGUUUCAAGUCUGGUGUCAUUGAUGAGAGCCAUUGCCACUAUAUGGUGGUUUUCCAAUAUGGUUCCAUUGUGCUGUUCAAUGUUUCUGAUCACGAAGCAGAUGGAUACCUAAAAAUUGUCGAGAAGCAUGCAUCAGGCUUACUUCCAGAGAUGCGAAAAGAUGAUUAUGCAGUUGUGGAGAAGCCUACCUUGGAGACAUGGAUGCAGGGUGGGCUUGACCAUAUCGUGCUUAGGGACCUGAGUGUUGAUGGAAUACGUACAAUUGGAAGUGUCCUUGGUCAGAGUAUUGCGCUUGACUAUUAUAUCCGUCAAGUGGAUGGGAUGGUAGCUGAGUUCACGGAUAUCAAUCGUGGAAUGGAAAAGACUGGCACCUUCACUAUGGAGAGGAAAAAGCUUUUCCAGCUUGUAGGAAAGGCUAACUCUAACUUGGCAGAUGUUAUUCUUAAGCUUGGACUCUUUGAGAGGUCUGACAUUGCAUGGAAAAAUGCAAACUAUGCUCAGAUUUGGGAAUACCUUCGAGACGAAUAUGAGUUAACCCAAAGAUUUGGAAACCUUGAUUUUAAGUUGAAAUUUGUUGAGCACAACAUCAGGUUUCUUCAGGAGAUCCUUCAGAACAGGAAGUCAGAUUUUCUGGAAUGGCUUAUCAUCAUCCUGAUCAGUGUGGAGAUCUUGAUAUCUGUUUAUAACAUCGUCCAGGAGCAGAUGUAGCUCCUUCGGUUACAGGAUUCGUUGCUGGGACUGAAGCCUCGUCAGAGCCACAGCGACACGAAUCACAUGUUUUUGUGGUAGCCUUUUUGUAAAGAAGAAUACUUGCGAGUAGAUCCGAUUCUUGAUGAAUGAUCACAUAGUUUUUGGGGGUGGGGGGAGAAAUUAAGGCUGCGUUUGGUAAUAUCUUUGAGGUGAUUUAGCUAGGACAUGUCAACACUUUGCAAAGGCUGUUGCUGUGUUCCUCAGGAGAUAGUUAACACUAACACAGGUGUUUGCUUUCCACUGUUGCUGUGUUGGAUGAAGGGAAUCAAUCGUAUGAAAAGUAUAGUGCUUUGGGUGAGUCUUGGUGAUAUA
Molecule: messenger RNA, 1831 nt
Organism: Phragmites australis (common reed)
Lineage: Eukaryota; Viridiplantae; Streptophyta; Magnoliopsida; Poales; Poaceae
Product: protein RETARDED ROOT GROWTH-LIKE-like
Exons: 7
Coding region: 281-1477 (398 amino acids)
Source: RefSeq, a predicted model, not a curated record